AUGAAUGUCCAAAAAGAUAAUAAAACCACAACCGUUGAAUCAAAUGUGACAAACGAAUCUUUUUGCUCAGAUUACAAACCACACUUUAAUAGUACAGAGAUUAAUUCUGUGGACAAUUCACAUAUAUCUAUCAAAGGCAUCGAAUUGAACAGUGAUCUGCAUAAAAAUAAACAAGGAGUUAGAUAUAUUGAUAAAAGUGAAACCGAUCAAAGUUCGAAAAAGUUUGAUCAAAGUUCACUAGUAGAAAAAAAAUGUGAUGUACCAAAAGAAGAAGAAGAAUGUGAACCGGUAGUCGAAAAGCAAAGUGGAUAUAUUCAAUGUGAUGCUGAAGAUACACGUAUAUUUAAGAGUAAUCUGUUUCCAUUCAGUUUGAAUAACUCAACAAACAUGUUAUCAAAUAUACUUAUGUAUCCUAAUGAAUUACAUUCAAAUAAACCUAUAAUUUCGAGUUUAAUGCAGCAACCGGAAAAUUUGUCAGAAUUAGAGGGUCAAGGCCCGAAAAUAGAUUUUCAACAAAUUCUUUUACAACAAAAUAAUCAACAACAACAACAACAACAAAUGCAGUUCCAUCAGCAACAGUUUAAUCAGCAGCAAUUUUUAAAAACUCAGUUGAUGUAUGCAAAAUUGUUGAGCCCCACCACGUAUUCGGAACCAUUGUCCGAUAGCGCGUUUCACAUUAACGACAACACAUUCACUACACACUCGCAACAACAUCAGAAAGUUGAAGAUAAUUCCAUUGGUGAAAAUGAUAAAAACAACAAUAUUUUUAACAGUACUUAUAAUGAAAACCAAAAUCCAGAAUUGCCUACCACUGAAUCACUUUGUAAUAAGGCUCGACACUUGCCUCAAAUUAUGUUAUCGAAUCCAGUUACGUGUACCGACACAGAAAAAAACCAUCCAGUAUUAUUGUUAUUAAGAAAUCAGGUAAACACCUUGCUUCAAGCGAAACUGUUUCUGGAGAAACUGCUUAAUCUAACUCAAGACUUCUUAAUAACUGCUCAGCUGCCAAAAUUUGCGUACGAUUCUAAUAAUUUAACUGAUACAGUAAGAAAAGGUUUAUGUUUAAAUGACGAUUCCAUUAAUUACAUGAUAGCAAACAUAAAGCAACUAAUAUUGCAAUGUGAAAAUGCUAAUUUGUAUUAUAUGCGGUCAAUCCAACGCCUGCAGCAAACUAAGGAACAGUUUUCACAUUGUAACAUAAGUUCCGUAGCCACAGCAGCAAUGGCAACAGCACUAAAAUUGUACCCACCUUUAUCUGUAAGAUCAGCAACUGGUAUUUGCAGUUCCGAAAGUGGGAAAAAUUCAGAGUCAGAAAAUGCAAGGUCAAAUAGUUUUGUACAACAAAAAGUGUUUUCGAAGAACUUUGAUGGAGAAGCACUUAACUUAGAUAGCUCUUUGAAAGAAAUUGAAGACAACAUAUUAAAGUUCGUAAGUGAUACUAAAUCCUUUGGCCAUUCUGUUGAUGAUGACAAUAAUAAAAGUAUUGAGUCUGAAUGUAAGGAAAUGAAAUAUGAAAGAAACUCACCGAACUGUUUUUGGCAUCCUAAAUUUAUUGAUAAGGAACAUUCUGUAACUGCUGCUGAAAUAAUACUUGAAUGCGCUGCUCUAACUACGCAAGGGAAUAUAAAAGAUACAGAUGCAGCAGUGAUUGCUUUAAAAUCAGCAAUUGGAACGGUUCAGAAUGCAGUAGGAAAUAAAAUGUAUGAAAAUAAAGUCCAAAUUAAAGAGAACAAAUUGUUUUCUUCAUUAAAAAAGAGCAAGAAAGGACUUCCUACAAACAUUUUACCAAAUUCAAGUGCACCCAUCACUACUGUUAAGAACAAUGGCAUUGUUGAGUCAAUGAUAACAUCAACCCCAAGCAAACAUCGACGAAAAUCAAAUAUUGCUCGACGUAUCAAUACGACGACAGCUACCAUGACAGCAUCCGAUUCAUCUACUAGUGCAAUAUCAAAUGCAACGUCAGCAUUAGUAAAUAAAGUAAGUCAAAUUAAUCCAUAUAAUAGCCAUGUAUUCAGUAGUACUGCUACGAUUCCAACCUUAUCUAAUGUCUCAACACAUAUCGAAAGUAAGUAUUCUUCAAAUGCAACUAUACUUACGACAACAAAAUCAUUAUCAAAUGCAGUGACCACUUCAACUGAAAAGUCACCGCCACCAGCUACAAUGUCGUCCCCAACAGUAACCGCGCCCGCAACAAGUGCAGUAGCGACUGUUGCUGCUUUUCACGGUAGAACGUUCACAGAUAUUUUUAAAGCUCAAUUCAAUGCUCUUACCGCCGCUGCUGUUGUUAUGAAUGCUGCAGCAAUAGGCAAUUCUUGCCCUAGUGAUAUGCCAUUCGAUUUAAGCAUUGGAUCAAAAUUAAAGCAAACGUAA
This is a messenger RNA of Teleopsis dalmanni, 2370 nucleotides long. RefSeq names its product protein pangolin-like. The coding region runs from base 1 to 2370 and encodes 789 amino acids. The record is from RefSeq and is a predicted model, not a curated record. The transcript has a single exon. NCBI's taxonomy places the organism in Eukaryota, Metazoa, Arthropoda, Insecta, Diptera, Diopsidae.